AUGUCGGCGAGGCCCCAAUUGGAAGCAAGGUCGCUGUCGACCAUCAACUCGCUGGCGGCAAACCCGCCGCAGUACCCCUACCACCCGGAGGUGCGGGAGUCGCUUACUCUGUACAUCUCGCGAGUGCCGGGCACACAAGACAUCAUUCUCUCCACGUUCAGGCCACAUAAAAAGACUGUGACUGGAGAGGAUAUCACAAACUCACUUUAUUAUGUCCAUCUCAACUCACCCGAGGAUGGAUUGUUGGGCGUCCAGCGGUCGGAGGAUACCGUACCGCUUCGAUCCAGCAGCGAGACCACCAGAAGCACAAUCCCACGGAAGCCACUGCCCUCAUCAGUCCAAAUCCCGAAGCCGGAGAGUACCACAGUAGGUGUGGAGACUCCAGCACGCCAGACAACGCCCCCCGAGGUUACGCCUCAGCCCAUCAGCACCGAGGACUUUGCGACAGCCCCUCCUUCUCAGUCGCAGCAGCAGAUCGAAGGCACCGUGGCGGGCUAUCGGGAGAACCCCAUGUUCCGAAAACGGCCGACGCCGUCGGCUGCGCCGAUACAGCGAAAGACGUUGACUCCGGGGCUGCGAGAAACACCUAUCCCUCCCCUGCAUGGGGCACAGGAACGUCCUGUGACACCAACGAAGGGCCUGACGUUGGCCAACUCCCUUGCCGGCCAGGGGAUGCAUCUCACCACCCCAAACUCACCAUUAAACCCUGGCAGGGCGCCGUCCCCGGGGAAGGUCGGACGCCGUCCGUUGUCAUCCGUAUCAUUCUCGCUAACCCUCAUCCGCCGCGACCCAACAUCCGGAACACAGUGCAACGUCGGCAAGGUGUCGGCCUUUCAGACAAAUGUGCCCACACCCGACAAUGCCGAUCCCAGCCUCGGCCCUGACAACUUGGGGGAUCUAGCGGCGCAUACACAGCAGAUGAUCGAUAUUCACCUGGAGACAUCAGGCUAUGCAAAGUAUCGGGACCUGCCUAGUCGAGCGGAGGUGGAAACCCUGAGACCGACCUCUGCACAUUCGUUCUCGCAACAGAUGGCGCGCAACCCCGGAGGAGGGCCAGCCAUGGGUGCAGACACCGCCGCGGCGUUCCUCAAUCCCGCCUGGAAACCAACCCAGGACGGGUUCUCCCGCCAAGUCGUGAUGGCGUACGGCCAAAGCUGGAAGGCAAAUUUCAAGAAGGCCUUUCAGCGUAAGGAUCGGCCCGGGAGUCCGGUUAAUCUGUCCCCCGAGGAUGCAUCGCGAAGGCCUUUACACUCGCGACAGGGCAGUGCUUCCACCAUCGCCUCGAUCGACUCAGUCGACGGGAGGCAAUCCCCGGUCCUCAUCACGCGUCCCGGGCCAGGCCUGAGACCAAAAGGCUACUUCUUCCUGAGCCCGUGGAAUGGCAGAUGUGAGUUCCGGACAAGCACGGACGGCCGAAGUCUGAAAUGCCGCCACAUACUGGACCCGGCGAGCGUGAGGCUUGACCCACGCGAGGUGGCACAAAGCCUUCAUAAUGCGCAGGGGCUGGGCAGGUCGCGCGGAGAUGAGCUCUCGUCGGCUCUUGCGGGGGCAAAGCCCGUCAGCGAGCUCCGCUUCAACCUGCCGACCACGAGGCCAAAAGGCAAAACAGGUGACCGCAACAGCAAAUCAGGCGACCAGUUGUCAGCGAAGUUCAGCAAGCUCUUGCACCAUCGGUCGCGGCACAGCGAUGACGAGUCGGAAGACGACGACGAGUACGACGACUACGGUGAGUUGGACGACCAGGGGAACCUAGAUCUGAGUCUGGGGAAGGAGCAUGCGGGAGGCGGAAACGGGGGGAAGAGAGCAAAGUUGGGUAAGCUCAUCAUCCACGACGAAGGACUGAAGAUGCUGGAUUUGGUUCGUCGCGCUCAUCGUCGCGGGAGCUCGGAAAACCGCGCGAGAACAAAACGCAUUUUCAACCUUCCAACUUCGAUAUCCAGCAUAAUGCUACACAGCACGGCCGUCUCGAUGGCCGCGCGCCGGAUCCCCUUCGGCGCCGGCGCCCCGUCCGUUCUGCUCCGCACAACCCCUUCUUCCACGCAAGCGCUCGUGAUGGCCGCAAGGAGAGGCUACGCAACGCCAGCAGGCCCGCCGCCCAAGAACUUCCGGCUGCGGCCACCGACCGAGUGGGACCAGGAGAAGGAGAGCACGUUCGACAAGGUCGGCAAAUUCUUCCUCAUGACCGAGAUGCUGCGCGGCAUGUACGUGCUGCUGGAGCAGUUCUUCCGGCCGCCGUACACGAUUUAUUAUCCGUUUGAGAAGGGUCCAAUUUCCCCGCGCUUUCGUGGAGAGCACGCCCUGCGCCGGUACCCCUCGGGCGAGGAACGGUGCAUCGCGUGCAAGCUGUGCGAGGCAGUGUGCCCCGCCCAGGCCAUCACCAUCGAGGCUGAGGAGCGCGCCGAUGGUUCCAGGCGGACAACGCGCUACGAUAUCGACAUGACCAAGUGCAUCUACUGCGGCUUCUGCCAGGAGUCAUGUCCUGUUGAUGCCAUCGUCGAGUCCCCGAAUGCCGAAUAUGCUACCGAGACCCGUGAGGAGUUGCUGUACAACAAGGAGAAACUCUUGGCCAACGGAGACAAGUGGGAACCCGAGCUUGCUGCUGUCAUCAGGGCCGAUGCUCCUUACCGAUAA
Molecule: messenger RNA, 2631 nt
Organism: Chaetomium strumarium
Lineage: Eukaryota; Fungi; Ascomycota; Sordariomycetes; Sordariales; Chaetomiaceae
Product: oxidoreductase-like protein
Exons: 6
Coding region: 1-2631 (876 amino acids)
Biological process (GO): mitochondrial respiratory chain complex I assembly; mitochondrial electron transport, NADH to ubiquinone
Cellular component (GO): membrane
Molecular function (GO): 4 iron, 4 sulfur cluster binding; NADH dehydrogenase activity
Source: RefSeq, a predicted model, not a curated record